This is a messenger RNA of Arachis ipaensis, 910 nucleotides long. The record is from RefSeq and is a predicted model, not a curated record. NCBI's taxonomy places the organism in Eukaryota, Viridiplantae, Streptophyta, Magnoliopsida, Fabales, Fabaceae.
GUUAUUUAUAUUCCUAAACUGGCCUUGCUUGAUUUUUUUUUGCAGAAUGGAUUCCAAACAGAAGAUGAAAGUUAUUGCCUGCUUGAUUUUACAUUUCGAAUUAAUGAAUGACCUUAUGAUUAAGUUGUUGAUAAUUUGCUAUGUUUUGAUUAUAUUGCAAUGGAAAAAAAAGAAAAGAAAAUGGAAUGAUAGUUAUAGUAGGCAAGUAAUAAGAGAUGUUAGUGUUGAUAGGAUUAUUUAUUUUAGUGAUCUAGCAUGUAUAGAAAACACAAGAAUGGAUAGAUGUGCCUUUCAUGCAUUGUGUAACAUGCUUAAAAGGGUUGGAAGGUUAGAACCAAGUAGGAAUAUGGGUGUGGAAGAAAUGGUUGCCAUGUUUUUACAUAUUAUAGCACAUGACGUCAAAAUUAGAGUAAUAAAGAGACAAUUUGUGAGAUCUGAAGAAACAAUUAGUAGGCGGUUUAAUGAUGUAUUGCUUGCUAUUUUGAGAUGUCAUAAUCUCUUACUGAAGAAACCUCAACCAUUUAGCCAGGAUAAAAUGGAUGAACGAUGGAAAUGGUUUAAAGAUUGCCUAGGAGCCUUAGAUGGUACUCAUAUCAAAGUCAAUGUCCUUGAGGCUGAUAAGCCUAGAUAUCGAAACAGAAAAGGUGACAUAACAACCAAUGUGCUUGGAGUGGUUGCUCCCGAUAUGCAAUUUAUCUACGUACUAGCGGGUUGGGAGGGUUCAGCUGCGGAUUCUAGGGUAUUGCGAGAUGCACUAUUUUGCAAUGGGUUUAGUGUUCCCCAAGGUCAUUAUUACUUAUGUGAUGCUGGAUAUAUGAAUUGUGAAGGAUUUUUGGCACCUUAUAGAGGACAAAAAUAUCAUUUGAGUGAGUUUAAUCCACAUAAUUAUUUGAUAUUAGGGGUAUUUUAG